AUGUCUGUAAAGGAGAUGUGUUUGAACAUAGAAGCAGUCCUUCACGAGAGCCCUGCAGAUGUGGCUUCACACCACUCACACCAGAGACAGAAUCAAAUGAAAAAGGAAAACCACUGGAGGAGGAACCAGAGCUCUCCUCUGCUUUCACCCGAGCAGCAGCCACUCGCCUGGACUUGCCCAACCUGGACCUCAGCAACAUAUCUGUGA
Molecule: messenger RNA, 207 nt
Organism: Knipowitschia caucasica
Lineage: Eukaryota; Metazoa; Chordata; Actinopteri; Gobiiformes; Gobiidae
Source: the annotation of a GenBank genome assembly